Messenger RNA from Chilo suppressalis (striped riceborer), 882 nucleotides. NCBI's taxonomy places the organism in Eukaryota, Metazoa, Arthropoda, Insecta, Lepidoptera, Crambidae. The record is from the annotation of a GenBank genome assembly.
AUGAAUCGAGAGGCGGAUAUGUCCGUUUGUGAGGGUGAAACCACUCAUGAUCAAACAGGAACUAUUGAUACAACCCCUCCGAAUUAUGUUUUUAGUCGUGACAGGAGUUAUAGGAGUGUAACGAUGAGCGAUUUUGAGGUGUUCAAGACCGAAAUAAAGGAAAUGUUUCAUUCUCUUUGUACUACACAACAGCAAGAGCUUAAAAACAUUUGCCCUACCCUGCAAAGAAUCGAACAAACAAAUGCUAACAUCGAAAACUUGAUUGCUUUACUGACGUCUCAAAACAUAGAACUAUCUAAUAGGAUUGUGGAUCUUGAAUAUAAAUACAAGGAAAAUUGGGAAUAUAUUACAAAACUAGAAGAUAGAAUUGAAAGUUUGCAGAUGAACUGCCGAAAAUCUAACUUUGAAAUUAAAAACCUACCUAAAAAAAAUAAUGAAACUAAGGAAGACCUAAUCGACAUGGUAUUGAGUUUGUCCACUACUAUUGGUGGAAAUAUAAAUACGUCCGAUAUCAAAGAUAUAUACCGGGUCUAUGGUAGGAAAACGGAUAAAAACGCGACACUUGUAGUGGAAUUAAACUCAACCAUGGUUAAGACUAAUGUGCUAAAACUAUGUAAGGCUUUUAACUCAAAAACAAAGUCAAAAUUAUGUGCUAAGCAUCUAGGGUUCCGUAUACAAGAAGACACACCCAUUUUUGUGUCCGAGCAGCUUACCGCUAAAGGCUCGCGUUUGCAUUUCCUUGCUAGGGAUUUGGCUAAGUCAAAAUCUUAUAAGUACUGCUGGACUGCCUAUGGCAGAGUGUAUGUCAGGAAAUUAGAUAACUCUCCAAUUAUAGCCAUCAAAUCUGAAGCUCAGAUUCAGCGCCUCAUGCAGGCUGAAUGA